AUGGCGACGUCAUUUAUUGUGGUUCUUUUGUUCAUCGCUUUGGUGGGAUAUACACGGCUUGCGGAAGCGGUGUCAGAGAACCCGACGGCAUCCCAGAUCCGCUUCCUGUUGGACGAAGAUGCGGCCCUCCGUCAAAAGCUACACACGAGAAUUCAAGGUCUGCGGCAGAGUGUGUCGACCCUUAAUGCCAGUAUUGUCCCUUGCUCGUGCCCACUGCCCACAACCCCAGCGCCGCGGACCCAAGUCUCAUACACCGGAACCCUCAAGUCUACCAUGUCGAGCCUGAACGCCGCCUCCGUCUUCAACUUCACUGGGGACCUUAUCAACGUUGGCGCACCCUACACACCGCACGACGCGCAUUUCGUCGCCCCCGUAUCGGGUAUUUACGGAUUCUCCUUGGCAGCGUACAUGAGCCCGAGGUAUUACGUCUAUAUUGAUUUGCUGAAGGAAAAUGCACCAAUUCUACACGUGAAGACCGGACACUACUACAGCGGGUCAACGAAUCGACAAGUGAACUUGGGAACGAAUUUUGUUCUCACAAACAUGACGAAGGGCGAUCACGUUUGGGCGAAAUAUUCAGGCGGCUCUGCCUAUCUUUUCGGCGAAGGCGUCUCUACUUUCUCUGGGUUUCUGCUGUACGAAUUGUAA
Molecule: messenger RNA, 648 nt
Organism: Mya arenaria
Lineage: Eukaryota; Metazoa; Mollusca; Bivalvia; Myida; Myidae
Product: complement C1q tumor necrosis factor-related protein 3-like
Exons: 2
Coding region: 1-648 (215 amino acids)
Molecular function (GO): protein binding
Source: RefSeq, a predicted model, not a curated record